ACAGACUGGGAGAAGGGAGAGAACAGAGGCGGUAAGUCUAAAGUGUAGGGAAACCUGGAUUUGUCUCCUGGUAACGGUGUUCGGGCUUUCCCACUUACUAGGUGCUUCAUCAAGCAAGCCAGUAGCCCUGUUGUGCCUCAGUUUCUCUGUCUGCAAAGCAGGGACACUGGUGGUUGUAUGGAUACUUUCUGGGGUUGGUGGAGAUGAAAUGGGUUAAUCCCAGUCCCAGGAGGCCUGGGAUGCUCCUGGGGAGCAUGCUGGGGCCUGUGCUGGCUCACAGGGGGCCCAGUCGGAGGCUAAUGAGCAGGUGAGGCCACAGCCAGACUGAGGCUGAGCUCAGCGUCUGCGCUCUGUGGAAAUGGCCGAGCCAGGGUUUCAGGGCCACACUGCAGGACGGUUGCUGCUGCUGCUGCUGCUGCUAAUGCCACCCCAGGCCCUGCUGGAGGGACCCCUGCUGUUCGUGGCUCUGGUGUUCCGCCAUGGGGACCGUGCCCCACUGGCCUCCUACCCCACAGACCCCCACAAGGAAGCGGCCUCCACCCUGUGGCCUCGAGGCUUGGGCCAGCUGACCAGGGAGGGCAUCCGCCAGCAGCUGGAGUUGGGCCGCUUCCUACGGAGGCGCUACAAGGCCUUCCUGAGCCCCGAGUACCGUCGGGAAGAGGUGUAUAUCCGCAGCACAGACUUCGACCGCACGCUGGAGAGCGCACAGGCCAACCUGGCUGGGUUGUUCCCUGAGGCUGCACCUGGGAGUCCAGAGGCUGACUGGAAGCCCAUCCCAGUGCACACCGUGCCAGUUUCUGAGGACAAGUUGCUGAGGUUCCCCAUGCGUAGCUGUCCCCGGUACCAUGAGCUCCUGCGGGAGUCCACAGAGGCUGCUGACUACCAGGAGGCCCUGGAAGGCUGGACGGACUUCUUGACCCGCCUGGGCAACUUCACGGGGCUGUCCCUGGUUGGAGAACCCCUCCGCAGGGCGUGGAAAGUUCUGGACACGCUGAUCUGCCAGCGUGCCCAUGGCCUUGCCCUCCCAUCCUGGGCCUCCCCAGACGUCCUGAAGACACUGUCACAGAUCUCAGCCCUGGAUAUCAGGGCACAUGUGGGCCCACCCCGGGCAGCCGAAAAGGCUCAGCUGACAGGAGGGAUUCUGUUGGAUGCUAUCCUCAGCAACUUCUCCCGGGCCCAGCGCCUGGGGCUGCCCCUCAAGAUGGUCAUGUACUCAGCUCAUGACAGCACCCUGCUGGCCCUCCAGGGGGCCCUUGGCCUCUAUGAUGGGAACACCCCGCCCUACGCCGCCUGCCUGGCCUUCGAGUUCCGGGGGCGCUCUGGGGACCCUGAGGAGGAAGAAGACGGAGAGAACGUCACUGUCUCCCUCAUCUACCGCAACGACACCUCCCGCCCGCCCCUGCCCCUCAGGAUCCCCGGAUGUCCGGCCCCCUGUCCACUAGGGCGCUUCCAGCAGCUGACCGCUCCAGCCCGACCUCCAGCUCACGGGGCCCCCUGCCAUGGCUCAUAUGAGCCUGCCAGCCCCCCAGCCACGGUGCCCCUGCUGGCCGGAGCUGUGGCUGUGCUGGCUGUGCUGAGCUUGGGGCUCGGCCUGCUGGCCUGGAGGCCCAGCUGCCUGCGGGCCCUGGGGGGUGCUGUGUGAGCGGGGAUGGGCAGCUCCCCCCAACCCCCAGCUGGCAUGGAUC
Molecule: messenger RNA, 1685 nt
Organism: Nannospalax galili (Upper Galilee mountains blind mole rat)
Lineage: Eukaryota; Metazoa; Chordata; Mammalia; Rodentia; Spalacidae
Gene: Acp4
Product: acid phosphatase 4
Exons: 11
Coding region: 359-1642 (427 amino acids)
Biological process (GO): peptidyl-tyrosine dephosphorylation involved in inactivation of protein kinase activity; lysosome organization; negative regulation of ERBB4 signaling pathway
Cellular component (GO): postsynaptic membrane; lysosome
Molecular function (GO): acid phosphatase activity; protein tyrosine phosphatase activity; receptor tyrosine kinase binding
Source: RefSeq, a predicted model, not a curated record